Plutella xylostella (diamondback moth) is the source of this 649-nucleotide messenger RNA. It is a transcript of the gene Coa8, whose product is annotated as Cytochrome c oxidase assembly factor 8. NCBI's taxonomy places the organism in Eukaryota, Metazoa, Arthropoda, Insecta, Lepidoptera, Plutellidae. The record is from RefSeq and is a predicted model, not a curated record. Gene Ontology annotation, biological process: intrinsic apoptotic signaling pathway. Gene Ontology annotation, cellular component: mitochondrion.
CAGUGUCAAGUGAAUGUCAAAUUAUCAAAACAGAAUCGGAGGAUUCAGAGGUUAUGUUGUUAAUUAGUAAAUUUCUCAAAAUAAAUAAAAUUUAAUUGUUUCUUGUAUUGGAAGCUCGUAAAACCACAAACCAUGUUAACUGUACGUGCUUUUUCUUCCAACAAUAUUUCUAUCAUAAAUAUAAUUAAGGUUUUUGCAAGUACAGAGGCCUCUUCUAAAACUAUGCAAAUUCCGAAUCCUAAGAAAAUAUCUACAGACAUGAUAGGUCCCGUGGAUCCUGUAUCAAAUUUACGUCGUAUCAUAUUUAAACAGCCUCCAAAAGAGAGUGACCUUGAGAAAAGAUACAGAUUGCUGAGAAGUGAAGUGCAGGAGUGGAACCAAACAUUUUGGACUCAACACAACACCAGAUUCUUCCAGGAGAGAGAAGCUUACCUGAAAAAGAACCUCCCAGAAGGACAACAGAACUUGACAGCCGAUGAAAUGAGUGUCUUCUACAAAGAAUUCCUAGACAAAAACUAUAAGGCUCAUACUAACUACAAUGUUGAAUGGUACCGAAAGAAUUUUACACUGCUAGGUUUAGCCAUCAAAAUAAAGUUUGCAAAUGUUUUAUAUAAAUUAAAAUUAGUACCAUUUUAAAUGUUUAUAAUGU